UGAAAACCCCCAUCUCCCCUUAUUACCUUACAUAUUUGGAUUGAAUCCAGAUGUUUCUUUCCAUUUUUGGAGUAAACAACAGACCUAUAUAAACCUAUGUUCGAUGCAAAAUAGACAGAGUUGUUCAUUUGGCAGGAUGCUCUCCAAGCUCCCGGGGCCUGAAAUGAUGCUUUACAUUUUUGUAAUAAACCUUUAAAUACAAUCAAGACGGUGUCAGCGGACUUCUCUUCAACACAUCUUCACAUCAUUGCUACUCAAUAUACAACAAGAAUUUGGCGUCACGAACUCUGGACGUGCUGUGACCUGCUGCCUCGCUGACGACUUCAACGUACUGACUCCCGCAUCAAAAGCCGGCAAAUAGGAUGUUGCCUCUCUGAGCACCUUAUCGGGACCCAUUUACCUUUGCGGCUGUCUGCAGCGCACAGCUCGCCACACAGUCACCCUGGCCUGGAGGGGAACAGUGGAGGCAGAUCAUUCUGCUGAUCCCAGCACCUUUGGUUAUUAAGAGAAGCACCGCCACCUCCUUGAUCGGUUCCCUCCUCCCUUUUUGCCAAUCGCCAUCCCACGACAGCCUACCCGGAGGAAAGGAGUCGGGGAGGGGGAAAGCGAGGACACACCCGCACACAUACUGUACCCGGUGUACACGGUGAGGAUGCUGCAGACAACAUGAGGUGAAUAUCAUCGGCUGCCCUAAAUUGGAAAUUCCUUUUUCCCCCCCCACCCCGCUCUGAAGACUGAAGACCUGAUUGUCGCAGCCGGUUAUUCACCUUCCGUGGUACCAGAAGUCCAGCAGGAGCAUCAACUCACAUCAGAUAUGAAAAAUAUGUCUGGAGUCAGAUCCUAGGUGACAUCCUGUGGCCGUCAGGUCUUUACGGUGUUGAGCCCCCUCCUUCUCCUGGCCCCUGCCUGCAGUUCUCCAGGCUGCAGGACCCAGACUCACUGAAAAGUGCAGGCCUCCUCCCCCUGCAGAAUGACUGUUGCCACAGGCGACCCCUCUGACGAAGCGGCUGCACACCCGGGGAACCCACAGGACUACGACCCGGAGGCCGACCAUGAGUGUUGUGAGAGGGUGGUCAUCAACAUCUCAGGGCUUCGCUUUGAGACUCAACUCAAAACCCUCUCCCAGUUCCCAGAGACACUGCUGGGGGACCCCAAAAAGCGGAUGCGGUACUUUGACCCGCUGAGGAACGAGUACUUUUUCGACAGGAACAGACCCAGCUUUGACGCCAUAUUGUAUUAUUACCAAUCAGGGGGGCGGCUAAGAAGGCCGGUCAACGUCACCCUUGAUAUUUUCUCAGAGGAGAUUCGCUUCUAUGAGCUGGGAGACGAAGCCAUUGAGAUUUUCAGAGAGGAUGAGGGUUUCAUCAAGGAGGAGGAGCGGCCUCUCCCUGAUAACGAGUUUCAGAGACAGGUGUGGCUGCUGUUUGAGUACCCUGAGAGCUCAGGUCCUGCUAGGAUUAUUGCCAUAAUCUCUGUCAUGGUCAUCCUGAUAUCUAUAGUCAGUUUCUGUCUGGAGACCCUCCCCAUUUUCCGCAAUGAUGAAGACGAUAUACAGGUGAAAGUUUUUUCACCUGAGACCAACACCACAACCAUCAGCUAUUCAUCCACCUACUUCACUGACCCCUUCUUUAUCCUGGAGACUCUCUGCAUUAUAUGGUUCUCCUUUGAGUUUCUAGUGCGCUUCUUUGCCUGCCCCAGCAAAGCAGGCUUUUUUGGUAAUAUAAUGAACAUUAUUGAUAUUGUUGCUAUCAUCCCUUACUUCAUCACUCUUGGCACAGAGCUAGCAGAAAGGCCAGAUGAUGGUCAAGCGGGUCAGCAAGCCAUGUCUUUAGCCAUUCUCAGGGUCAUCCGCUUAGUACGAGUCUUCAGAAUCUUCAAGCUCUCACGUCACUCCAAGGGGCUUCAAAUUUUGGGUCAGACCCUGAAAGCCAGCAUGAGAGAGCUCGGCCUGCUCAUUUUCUUCCUCUUCAUAGGGGUCAUCCUUUUCUCAAGCGCCGUCUACUUUGCUGAAGCAGACGAGCCCGAGUCGCAGUUCGAAAGCAUCCCCGAUGCAUUUUGGUGGGCUGUGGUGUCCAUGACAACAGUCGGUUAUGGUGAUAUGGUCCCAACUACGAUUGGCGGAAAGAUCGUGGGCUCCCUCUGUGCCAUUGCAGGUGUGCUGACCAUUGCCUUGCCCGUGCCUGUCAUUGUGUCCAACUUCAACUACUUCUAUCACCGUGAGACUGAAGGUGAAGAACAGGCGCAGUACCUGCAGGUCAACGUGCCCAAAGCCGAUUCAGCCGAGGAGCUGAAGAAGAGCCGGAGCGGCUCCACCAUCAGUAAAUCAGACUAUAUGGAGAUCCAGGAGGCUGUGAACAACAGCAACGAGGACUUUCAGGAGGAGAACCUUAAGACGGCCAACUGCACACUGGCCAACACAAACUAUGUAAACAUCACCAAAAUGCUCACAGACGUGUAGUCAUCUGCUAUUUCCCUCCCUGUCACAACGGGAAAUGUGAAGCUGAGCAACUGGACAGGACAGGUGUGCAGCCUCCCACCUCACUUGUGCUGGAAAAAUCAAGGCAAUAGAAUUCAGGAUGCUGAUGAUGAUAGACAGUGAAAAAAAAAUAUUACAAAGACCAUCCGCUCACUCCGCGCUCAUCCUGUCUUCACUCCUCACAACUUGCCCUUAAAACUCCUGAUAACCGUCAAACAGAGUGAAAUUUCAAAUUUUGCAUUUCUGCAUGGAGUUGGCUUUGUGUGGCUGUUUUGAAAAAACAAAAACAAAAAAAACUAAAGAUUCCCUGCUCACAACAGUAGCCAACGGUAGUGCACAAAAAGAAAAGAAAAAAGGGAGAAACACAGCAAGAAAAAAAAUGAUUUAUUGCUUUCUAAAAGAAAAAAAGCAACAUAACACAAGCCCUGCUUUAGUCCCCCUUCCCUGUGGUCCCUCAUUUCCCAAGGCACACUGCUUUGCCAUGCGCUGUCUGAAGAGCCCUAGUUGUGCGCUACAUAUGCUGCUUCCUGGAGCCAAUGAAACAAAACUGUCUUAUGCUUCACCAUUUAAAAAUAAGAGGAUGUGUGAGCAUAAAGCAAGCCCACUCCUGCGCUGAUAUGGUCUGUGGGUGACUUGUGACGAGGUUGGUGGUUAAGUAGACCACGUUAUUUCAAGGAUGAAUGACAGCCAUCAGUGCUAAGCUAAUGGUUCGACACCUUUUUUUUCCCAGCAGGCAUCAGUAUCUGAUGAAUGGCUGAGAAUGGCCUUGACUUUUCACUGCUUUGGUCUUACAUGUACUGUAUGUAUUGCAAUGCAAGCUUUCCCCCUUUCAUUCACCCAAAACUGGUCUUACUGCAGAGCUUUGAGGACAACUUGAAUGUUUCUUCUUGUUUUGUUUGUUUUUCACAGUUUCUCACACACACAUACACACAUACACACACAGACACACACGCACACACAGUACUUCUUCACAUAGGUAGUUAGGUUAACUGUGACUUAACUGAUAGCCGGUAGGUAGGCAGGUGCUGUUAGUAGUAAACAUAGUCAGUAGAUUAUUGCAUGACAUUUUUAUCUGAAUGAGAAUUUCCACUUGUUUCUCGACUGCCACUUGCUUCAUCACACCACUGUAUAUUUGUCUGUACACUGCCUUCUAUACAAAUCCACACUUUUAAAAGGAUGCCUGCAGGUAGCUGUUACAAGAACCUAAAGCUGUAUGUUAGAGGAUUUCUUAAGGAAUAAUCAUAAGGUCAAAUCCUACACUUGAUGCUGUGUCCUUGUCAAUAUUAACAUUCCAUGUAGAAGUCAUUGCCGUUAAACUUUUGCCAGGUCGCUGUAAACGCACCGCAGUUGAGCUGUGAUUUCAGGCGUAAACUCACACUCUAGUUUUGGACAUUAAUCCCAGUUGCAGAUGUGAUAGACUUGCAGUGCUGACUUUUUCACAGGUUUAUCAAAUGAUCACGUCCUCAUGAUCAAAAUAGCAUCUUUUAGGGACUCGUGUAUGGAAUAACGCUUCCCCCGAACUGCCUUUUAUCUGGGUUUACGCUAUUCUCCUAGUCUUGCAUGACCUCAAAAACAUUCCUAGAAGCAUGCAUUUAAGCUUAAAGAAGAUGCCUCUGAGACUAAAAAAAGUAUAAUUAUUACAAUAGAUAUAUUUAUUUCUUAUAUAUAUAUAAUAUGUAUACAAACAGUACACAUAUACAGUACACAUAUACUUUUAUCAGAAAAUUUAAAAAAUUUAAAUAGAGAGAAGAGAAAGCAAAAGCCUUUCCACAAUGCGCAGAUCAUCAUGUUUUUAUUUUUAAUGACAAUAAUAAUUGUUCUGAGCACUGUUUCUGUGUUCUCCUCUUUCAGAGCCUAUUCAGAGUGCCAAAGACACACUCUUACUAGCCCUUUCAAAACCAUUGUCUUUACUGGUGAGUUUUCUAGCAAACCUCACGUCCUGAAUUUAAACACAAAAAGUUUGCUUCACUCAGUUCAAAACUGCCUUCUGUGAAGUAGUUGUUGAAAGGCAGGGCAUUGUUCAAAACUGUAUCAUCCCUAAACAGAAUCUUGUAAAAGAAAAGAUUUUUAUUGGCGUUAAAUUGUUCAGAAUUUAAAUGGAGUCUGGCUGUCCUUUGAGAAGUAUUUGAUGCCAGAAGCUCAAUCUGUCUUUAAAAGUUGCCAUCAAAUGUGAAUUAGGUUCUGAUUCUAGGAUUGUGUCCAGCUGAGAUUUUCACCGUUCGCUCAACACUGCCAAGGUAACGGUCAAAGGCAGUAAUGUCAAUAUGGGAAGUAAUAAUUAGCAGCAGUGUAGCAGAUAUUGGCUAACCUAGGGGUCCUCUGACUUCACUCCUGAGUCUCUUGCCUUUCUUCAUCUUUUCACAGAUGUCUUAGGUAAUUAAAAAGGUGAUGGGAUAGGAAAAGGUCUUGUAGCAAGAACUGUCUAAAUGAAUGCCAGGAUGUACAUCUUUAUUCUUAGGGUUUCAUUCUGCUCACUACAGUCUGCAGUAGCAAAAUGUUUUUACGCCAUUGCUGCCAAUAUGUGCUCAGGAUGUCUCAUCCAACUGCCUGACAUGGGGCUUCUGAAGUCGUCUGUCUGUCCAGAUCUGUGUCUGCUUCAAUGUAUCUUGAAAGGAUUUUUAGUAGAGUUUUAGUAAAUAAACUGGAGCUGUUAUUUUUGUUGCUUUUCCAAGAGUAGCAUAAAGGUGAAUUGAGACAGAGAGAUCUCGAGGUAGGACCAGAUUAAAUAGUUGUUUAGCAAUAUUCCCAUAAUCCUUUGGUGUAGGGGUCUUUGUGGAGGAUAUAGAUGUUUGACCUUUAUGGACCUCCACAAUCCAACCAAGAUCUUAUUGAUCAUCAGUUGAGUAUUGAUGUGAGUGCUUCGAUGCACAGCUAUGUAGGAUUUGUUUGUGCACGAGUGUGUGUGUAUGUGUGUAUGAGAGAGAGAAAGAGAAAGAACCACUGAAUGUCAGUGUCUUUGCCUGGUUGUACAGCUGCAUUUAUGCAACAGCCAUUUGCAUAUCUGUAUAUGUGAAAAAAAAAAAAAAAACACUCACAGUCUGACCAAAAAUAUUUGUCUAUGCAUGCAAAUGCAUUGUAUCUUAUUGUCUUCAUUACAUUUUUUGGAUGGAUAUUUAUGAUAAAUGUUGCAGGUACUUGCAACAUUUAUCUGUUAUGUUUGUAAUUGGGCACAUUACUGUACCUCAGCCAAAUUCACUGUAGCGACUCAUAUACUGGAGUUCACAAUGUGACAGUUAUUUCUGCUUAAAGCACAAAGACGAGUAGAAUCAUCCUCAUCUGUAUACCUGCAGAUUUAAUCUGUAAAAUGUUUUUAUUCAGUGGAAACAAAGUCAAUCGAAAUGAUCUUGUAUUGCUUUAUAGGGAGCACCACAGCCUCUAAAAAUAUCAUCUCUCACCUGCUGAGGGACCCACCAGCAAAUCCACUCAAUGAGAAGGGUGCCCAACAGUGAACUUACACUGAGAAAUCUAUGCAGAGAAUGAUUAUAAGCUGGUAGUUGAGAAGGUUUAAGUACAAAUUUUUUGUGUUUUAUCAGACACCAAUUACAUGUUGAUUCUGAGCUGGCAAUGCAUUUGAAACGAACCUCUAAGCUGAAGAGACACACUUUGCAAUAUUCUGCUGCUAUACGUCAAACACUCACACGUUAGCUGAAUGUGAAUAUGAGCUUUCUGAGCUUUGGGAUUGUUUGAACUGCGGUUUCAGCUCUUUGAGACAAGGCUCCUAAAAUAAAAAAAAACCUCAUACAUACGGGAAACAAGAUGAUCAAUAUGCAAUCUGUAUGCAUGUGUGUGUUUGAGAGCAAACGUUUUCUUUUCGUUUGACCCCAGAGCCUGAUAGUGUGGCAUCCACUGAAACAAUAUGUACAGUUGUUCACCCCCAUCCUCCCCGUAUCAUAGAGGCCUGAAAGCAUCCAUCAAUGUUGAUACAGUGGAUAAUGGAUUUUCUUUCUAUGAAAUGAAAUGUGACAGAAUAAUGUAAAUAAUAACCAAUAGAUGAUGGAGCAAAAAACCAUGUACUAUAUACUGUAUGUGAAGUCUGGAUUUAAAACGUAGUAUUAUCUGCACUUUACGAGACAAAAAGGACAAUCUAUGGACAAGAAAAACAUGAAAUUAAAAAUGCAUAUAAUCCUUCCAAAUGAUCAUAACUCUGACAAAGUAAUAUCAAUAAUGAAGCCAAUAAUAAUUCAAGUGAAA
Molecule: messenger RNA, 6667 nt
Organism: Dicentrarchus labrax (European seabass)
Lineage: Eukaryota; Metazoa; Chordata; Actinopteri; Moronidae
Product: potassium voltage-gated channel subfamily A member 2
Exons: 3
Coding region: 971-2458 (495 amino acids)
Biological process (GO): potassium ion transmembrane transport; protein homooligomerization
Cellular component (GO): membrane; axon terminus; dendrite
Molecular function (GO): protein binding; delayed rectifier potassium channel activity
Source: RefSeq, a predicted model, not a curated record